Molecule: messenger RNA, 1428 nt
Organism: Thermochaetoides thermophila DSM 1495
Lineage: Eukaryota; Fungi; Ascomycota; Sordariomycetes; Sordariales; Chaetomiaceae
Exons: 7
Coding region: 1-1428 (475 amino acids)
Source: RefSeq, a predicted model, not a curated record
AUGAUGCUCAUGGACGCACUGACCGACAAACCCGACUGGCACAACAAGGUUCAAGACGAAACUGUUGUAGACAAAUGGCGCCAGGAAGCAUUAAGCCAGGAUGAGCAGGAGCUGUGGACUUACAUUGUCCCACGUAAGCAAGCCAGUUCUAACUUGAACGAAGCCGCUGACAUUGGGUGCGGAGGACAGUGUAUCCAAGAGUUGAAAAUAAAGGCCGAGUUCUUUCGUCAAACUGGGCUCAUCUAUACCUUGAAUGCGGAUGCCAACGCAGUGAUCAAGUCAGAUAGCCUGGUGGGUGCCGACCUUCGAGAACAAUUUCAGUUCGCCUUCGAGAAACUACAGGCAGAACAGCAGGCCGAUCCUUUGUGGCAUCCCGAUAUGUGCGGUCGGCCCAUGUCCAAGACCUGGUUCAUCCAUCUUGGUACCCGUUUAUUUAUGAAUGGUACUGUCAAGUUCACAAGCUAUAUCAACAAUCUUCACCCAACCAAGCAUGUUGAGAUAUACCGGCUGAUCGAGCGGCUCAUCGACAUUGCUAUUCCAGCUUGGGAUCAAAUCCUCACUCCCCUGACGCCUGAAGGCGGCCGCCGGUGCUGCAUCACACCUCGCCGGAUUGACUUGGGACCUGAAGUCGAGGAUGAGAAUGGAGACCAAGUUGAAGACCUGUGGGAAGAUCUUAAUCUCGAAAUAAUUGCCGCAUAUGAAGCUGAACAUGGAGAGAUCAAACCGUGGGGCAGUGAUAAUCCAGAAGAAAACCUGUCCCGCCGUGACAAAGAGGAGCUGCAAGACAAGGAAGCGCGAUGGGCUCGAGGGAUUGCACGGAUAAAAUGGAAAAAACUUCGAGAGCCCAAGCUUCCCGAGCCUGAGGAGUUCCGGCCACCCAAUUUCAGUGCCGGCUCAGACCUUCGCAAGCAAUACAAGAAUUCAGGGCUGCAAAUAACUGUAAAAAUGGUUUCUAUUGAACUGACGCCUGAGAUCUCGGAGUUCGAAGAAGGUGGCUGGCACGUGGCCCAACUACCCAAGCGUACGGACGUGUCGAGACGCGUUAAGGUCGUUUCCUCGCCUUCCCUAAUGUUAUGUCACAGGCGCUUCAUUGCCCUUUGGCUGGUCGACCCGUCGCAGCGUAUCAUUUCCACGGCGAACCUACCUCCACAGCGCUUUGACUGGUGGGCCGAGGCUCAGUACAACUACGAAGAGAAACCCCUGGCGACCAAUGAUAGAGUGUUGCGCAGUGUUUUUGGAUCGUCAUACACUCGCCUGCCGGUGGAGAUCAAGGACAUGAUCUUGACGGAAUGUGAGGAGAUGGAGACGCUAAUGACUAGGGAGGAAGCUGAGAAGCAUGUUGAACAGUUGAUGGAUGAACGUACCAUUUUCGACGCAGACGAGGUAGAUCCUCUUGGUACAUGGGACUACAACUUCUGCGAGCACUAG